Messenger RNA from Cyanidioschyzon merolae strain 10D, 1824 nucleotides. RefSeq names its product similar to leucine-rich repeats containing F-box protein. The transcript has a single exon. Gene Ontology annotation, biological process: SCF-dependent proteasomal ubiquitin-dependent protein catabolic process. Gene Ontology annotation, molecular function: protein binding. NCBI's taxonomy places the organism in Eukaryota, Rhodophyta, Bangiophyceae, Cyanidiales, Cyanidiaceae. The record is from RefSeq and is a predicted model, not a curated record. Bases 1 to 1824 code for a protein of 607 amino acids. Gene Ontology annotation, cellular component: SCF ubiquitin ligase complex.
AUGCGUUUGCAGCGAGAAGCUGCUCAGCUUGACGAAGAGGUUGUUUCUGUGGACUGCCUUGGUGAUCCCGGCCUGGAACCCGAAGCCGCAUCACAGCCGACGCUGGCGAUGGAUGCACCUCCGACCUCAAGUAACGCGCCGGGACGUUCGCAGCGAGCUUCUCACCGCGUCCAGGAAACUCCGGGGUCGCUUGCAGGUGCUUCAUCAGGGUUUCAAGACGCUUUUUCGGGUUCAGAGCCGCAAUCUCUAUCGGCAAGUGUGGGUUUAGUGGAAACCGCGGAGUAUGGGCAGGGGUCGAACAGCGUGACAUGGCGGUGGCGGUUCCUCGCCGACGUCACUGCACAACCGCCGGACUGCGCCGAGCGCGUUACGCCGAGUGUUGUGUACUCCGACCUGACAGAACAGACGCCUAGCUGCAGAUCAUCGCUCGAUCGCGAACGCUCGAUAGAUUUUUUGUUGGGGUCUUGCGGUACUGUAGAGGCCGAGGGUUUCGCGCACAUCAAGGUAAUCGACUCAGAAGAUGAACGCGAGAUCGCUCAGAGACGGUUGCAAAUGAAGGAGUUACAGCGUUCGACGAAGCGCUGUUGGUCGACUGCUCCCUGCGACGCGGAUCACGUCAUCGAGGAGCCCCUCGCAACGAUGACGCCCGUCGCCUCCCAGAAGCAGGCGUCGAUGUUGCAUUCGGCGGGGUGCUCGGCGCUCUGCACGCCGCACAAACGGCGCUCUCUGCGGAAGAAAGAGGCGAGCUGUUCAGGAGAUUUCCGGUCCUUCAGUAGAAAACAGCUGCGGCCGCGCUCCACCGGUCAGGCUGCCCGAAGGCUCACGAUCGAUGCCCUACCAGCGGACGUUUUGGCGCUGGUGUUCCGCCAUCUGAAGCUUUUGCCAGAUCUGAGCCUGCACUCGUCCAUGGUGAACAGGUCGUGGCGUGAAGUAGCCAUGGAUCCGCGACUUUGGCGAGAAGUUGACUUUGAACAUUACGAAAGGGUGAAUGACGACGUCGUGUUGAACUACACUAGGCGCGCGCAAGGGCGGGUGAGCCUUCUGGACUUGUCCAAAUGCCAUCAGGUUUCCAAUGCAACCAUCAUACAGGUGGUUCGGGAGAAUCGCCAUCUUCGCACCAUCCGCUUAGCUUGGUGUAACUCAGUGACUGAUGCUGUGGUCGUUGAGAUUGCGAAAUGUUGCAAUGAGUUGCAGGAGAUCGUCCUCGCAUGUUGUGUGCACGUGACCGGAGUCGCCAUCGACGCCCUGGCCGAGCACUGUCCAUCAUUGAAAGUGGUGAACCUCGCCUGUCUCGGUAAGAUAGAGUCGCAAUCGCUUGUCAGGCUCUUUCGAAGAUGCGGCAGUCUCGAGCAGCUCCAUAUCGUGAAUGCUGCGGCUGUCGAUGAUCGCAUCGUGGCACUGAUGGCACGACGCUUGCCGCGCCUCAAGUACCUGGAUCUCUCGUGGUGCGCACACGUCACUGACGAAGCAGUUUACCGCCUAGCCAGAUACUGUCGCGAUCUGGAACAUCUCGAGUUGGGCGAUACGAAAGUAUCGUCACAUGGGGCGCGAAUGCUUCUGCGUUGCUGCCGCAAACUUAAGGUCUUAAGUUUACCACGGUGCGUUUUCAUCGAUGACGAACUUAUUCACGCUAUCCUCGCUUUCGCGGCAGAUCGUUUGGAAUCGUUGAAUGUUGCCUCUUGUAACCGAGUGAGUGACGACGCAUUGCAGCUUCUCGUAGAGCAGUGUACAAACUUGUGCAAGCUCGACGUCUCGAAAUUGCCAUGUCGUCAGCUGGGUGGCAUCCUGCGCAGGGCAAGCUCGCAUCUAGAGAUUUUUUACUGA